AUGGGGAUGAAUUCAAAAUCUCGGACAAAGGACUGCUCCUGGUUUGCUUUUUCUUUGGCUCUCUUGCUGUUCGGAGAACUGACUUUGGCUCAGAUAACAUAUUCUAUUGCCGAGGAGGUACGAGACGGAACUGUUGUUGGAAAUGUCGCAAAGGAUCUUGGUCUCGACAUCAAUUCUUUGAUCGCUCGGCGGUUCCGUGUUGUAUCUGGAAGUAAGGACGCUAUCUUUGCGGUAAACCAGCACAAUGGCGCAUUGUACGUCGACAAGCACAUUGACAGGGAGGAGCUCUGCCAGGGCAGCGGUGCUUGUCUGAUGGAGCUAAAGAUCCUCGUUGAAAGCCCUUUGGAAAUACACUACGUCGUUGUAGAAAUCACUGAUGUAAAUGAUCACGCUCCUAGUUUUCCUGAAAGGGAACAGAUAUUUGAAAUAGCUGAGCAUACAUUACCAGGAAGGCGAUUUCAACUGCACACUGCUCGUGAUCCCGAUGCCGGAAUGAACUCAAUCCGUACAUACACGUUGUCGACAAAUGAACAUUUUGAAGUAAAUAUCCGUCAGAGCGAUGCGGGUAAAAUACCAUUUUUAGUGCUGAAGAAGUCGUUAGACAGAGAACAAACGAAUAAACAUGAUAUACUGGUUACAGCAGUUGAUGGAGGUAAACCUCCCAAAUCUGCGACACUAAAUGUUUCUAUUAUUGUUCUUGACAGUAAUGAUAAUCGUCCGAUAUUUAGUCAGGAGAUUUACCAAAUUGAAUUACAGGAAAACGUUGCGGUUGGUACUUCUGUAUUUAAAAUGAAUGCAACAGAUCUGGAUGAGGACACGAAUGGGAAAGUUGAGUACAGCCUCGGAAAAACCUUAACGCGUAAAAUAUAUGACAUGUUUGAAUUGGACAAACUAAGUGGAGAAAUUAUAGUUAAAGGGGUAGUGGAUUAUGAAGAAAACGACGCAUAUGAACUUGAUGUUGAGGCAUCCGAUAAAGGAACGCCUCCACUGAUAGGUGAGUGUAGAGUCAUUAUAAAGAUUAAAGAUGUCAAUGAUAAUGCACCAGAAAUAGAAGUAACAUCACUGUCAAACACAGUGUCUGAAAACUCAAAGCCUGGAACAGUUAUUUCACUUAUUAGUGUCACGGAUAAAGACUCCGGUGUCAAUGGAAAAAUUAUUUCGCACAUAUCCAAUGACGCCCCUUUUGAAUUAAAACCCUCCUAUAAGGAGAAUAUAUAUUCAGUUGUUACGAAGGGAGUUUUGGAUCGAGAGAUGGUUUCACAUUAUGAAAUAAUAAUAAAAGCCACGGAUUGUGGUGAACCUCCAUUAUCUACUGUUAAAACACUGAGUAUUCAGAUAUCAGAUGUAAAUGACAACAGACCACAUUUCUCGCAAAAUCCAUUACAGUUUUACCUUUUAGAAAAUAACGCUGCUGGAAAUUCAAUUUUCUCUGUUUCCGCAACGGACAAAGACGUGAAUGACAAUGCAGUUAUAUCAUAUAAUAUAGUGAGAGAAAGUAGUCAGAAUGACAUUAUGUCUUUCCUAAAUAUUCAUUCUGAUAACGGACACAUAUCUGCGCUAAAAAGUUUUGACUUUGAAAGUCUGAAAACGUUCCAGUUCCAAGUUGUUGCCUCAGAUUCUGGAACUCCGUCACAAAGCAGCAACGUCACAGUGAACGUGUUCAUUCUGGAUCAGAACGACAACGCUCCAGUCAUCCUGUACCCAGUCAGCUCUAACGGUUCUGCUGAAGGUGUGGAGGAGGUUCCCCGCAAUGUGAACGCAGGACACUUGGUGACUAAAGUCAGAGCCUAUGACGCUGAUAUAGGAUAUAACGGCUGGCUGCUGUUUUCACUGCAGGAAGUUACUGACCGCAGUCUCUUUGGGUUGGACCGCUAUACAGGACAGAUCAGAACCCUUCGCUCAUUCACAGAGACAGACGAGGCGGAGCAUAAACUGGUCAUACUGGUGAAAGACAAUGGGAACGUGUCUCUCUCAGCAACAGCUACUGUGAUGGUCAAAGUUAUGGAGCCCAAAGAGGCUUUUGCUGCCGCUGAUGUUAAAAGUGCAACAAAGGAUGAGGAGGAUAAUAACGUGACUUUCUACCUGAUGAUAACUUUGGGCUCAGUUUCAACUCUUUUCCUCAUCAGUAUCAUCGUGCUGGUUGCAAUGCAGUGCUCUAAAUCCACAGACUACACUUCUAAAUACAUACAAGAGCCUAAUUAUGACGGGACCCUGUGUCACAGCAUCCAGUACCGAUCUGGAGAGAAACGCUACAUGCUAGUUGGACCCAGAAUGAGUAUAGGAUCUACUAUAGUCCCGGGCAGCCACGCCAACACACUCAUGCCCCCUGACAGGAGGUAUGCGACUACAGAGGUAAGACAUGUUUAA
Molecule: messenger RNA, 2367 nt
Organism: Pseudoliparis swirei
Lineage: Eukaryota; Metazoa; Chordata; Actinopteri; Perciformes; Liparidae
Product: protocadherin alpha-3-like
Exons: 1
Coding region: 1-2367 (788 amino acids)
Biological process (GO): homophilic cell-cell adhesion
Cellular component (GO): plasma membrane
Molecular function (GO): calcium ion binding
Source: RefSeq, a predicted model, not a curated record